AUGGCCAUGGAGAACGACAACGUGAGCCUACUGCGGUCGGCGCUCCAAGUCUCAAAGUUUUGUCACGAGAUGUGCCAAAAGGUACUGGUGGACGCGGUUGCGCGCGACAAGGUGCAUGUCGUGCUGGACCUGUUGCGCUCGUUUCCAAACGCCGUGCAAGGCACAUCGACGAGCGGUCCGUCGCCACUGCACAUCACUGCGAAAAGCGGGUCGAUGGCGCUGCUGGGCAUGCUACUGGCCAGUCCGAGUACCAAUAUCGACGCUAUCAACGAGGAAGGAUACACAGCACUUGCCCUUGCCGUUCAGACCAACCGAGUCGAGGUUGCAGCGUUGCUCCUCUCUGUCGGCGCCACCGCCUCGAUCCCUCUGCCGGAUGGGUCCUCGGUGUUACAUGUCGCUGCCACGCGACUUGACUCGACGAUGCUGCUCGCUCUCCUCAAGGCUCCUGGAACUGCAAUCAACCAACGUGAUCAGGAGGGCUACACGGUCCUUGCGCGCGCCGUGGUGGCUGGGCGUGAUGCUGUUGCCGAGCUUCUUCUCGACGCUGGCGCUGACGUUUGGGUGCCGUUGCCGAACAAGAUGACGGUCUUGGCCGCUGCGGUCCAGCACGGGCGUCGCGAGAUGGCCCAAAUUCUCUACGAGCGCAUGUACCCACGUCCUCCGACGCUGGCGGCUGCCGAUGACGUGACGAUCGUCGAGCGCAUCGCGCGGCAACGCGACGUUGACAUCUACAAGGCCACGUACAAGGACAAGAUGGUCGUGCUCAAGGGUGUGCGGUAUGCCUUGCCCCGGCUCAUGGAACAAAUGCGCAACGAAGUCAACGAGAUGCAAACGUGUACGUCGCCGUACGUGCAGCCGCUCAUCGCGAUCCUCGACAAUGGCUCGACGACGGCUCUCCUUUCGCGGCCCAACGGCGACAAGCUGUACAGCCCGACGAUGGUCAUCGAGUACAUGGACGGCGGGGACCUCGACGAUACGCUCAAGAAGAUCCGCUCGGGUCUCGAUGUGCCGCUGCAAGUUUCGACAAUCGAGGUGGCCCUUGUGCUCGCCUACGCGCUGAAAGAUUUGCACGCCCUCGGGAAGGUGCACCGGGAUAUCAAGAGCCUCAACAUUUUUCUCUCGACGACGCACUACAUUCGACUCGCGGAUCUCGGCUCGGCGCGGACGCUCAACAAUGGUUUGCUGACGUCGAACCCUGGCACGCCGCUCUGGGACGCCCCCGAAGUCGUUCGCGUCGACAUUUACUCGUUUGGCGUCGUCCUCACCGAGCUCGACACGCGCGAAAAGCCGUAUGCCGACGUCGACGACACAAGAAACAUUCGCAACCAUCUCAUGGACCAAGGCGUCGUCUUCCAGCACCACGUCAACAAGGGCAAAUGCGAGCAUGUGGAAAUUGAGAUAACGGCAAUGCAGGUGGCGUGGGCGGUGGCAAACGCACUCGACGUUAUCCACAGCCUCGGCAAGGUGCACCGCGACGUCAAGAGUUUGAACAUCUUUCUCUCGUCCAUCCAUGGCAUCAAGCUCGGCGACUUUGGCACGGCACCGACCGUGAAGCGGAACAUGACGAUGCACGUUGGCACGCCGCUCUGGAUAGCCCCCGAAGUGCUUCGUGCCUCGUCGACUAGCACCGAACAAGCGUAUGGGACAGCCGCCGACAUUUACUCGUUUGGCAUCGUAUUGUCCGAGUUGGCGACAGGCAACGAGCCGUACGGCGCGCUUCUAGGCGACAGAAACCUCGUGCAGAAGAUUCGCGACAACGGUCUGCGUCCGGAUCUCGGCCACGACUGCCCGCGCUGGCUCUGGAAGCUCGCGACGGCCUGCUGGACGCACGAGCCAUCGACGCGCCCGACGGCCAAGCAGAUUGUCAAGUACCUCGCCAAGCGCCUUGACGAUCUUGACGAUCCCGAGAUGCUCGAGUCGAUCAACGAAGAGCCCUAG
Saprolegnia parasitica CBS 223.65 is the source of this 1938-nucleotide messenger RNA. RefSeq names its product TKL protein kinase. Gene Ontology annotation, biological process: protein phosphorylation. The transcript has 12 exons. The record is from RefSeq and is a predicted model, not a curated record. Lineage: Eukaryota; Oomycota; Saprolegniomycetes; Saprolegniales; Saprolegniaceae. The coding region runs from base 1 to 1938 and encodes 645 amino acids. Gene Ontology annotation, molecular function: ATP binding; protein kinase activity; protein binding.